Molecule: messenger RNA, 4964 nt
Organism: Cornus florida
Lineage: Eukaryota; Viridiplantae; Streptophyta; Magnoliopsida; Cornales; Cornaceae
Product: MAP3K epsilon protein kinase 1-like
Exons: 24
Coding region: 248-4498 (1416 amino acids)
Biological process (GO): protein phosphorylation
Cellular component (GO): cytoplasm
Molecular function (GO): ATP binding; protein binding; protein serine/threonine kinase activity
Source: RefSeq, a predicted model, not a curated record
AGUACCGUAUAAAUAUAGUCUGUCACAUUGAGACCCAAGUCGCGAUCUCAGUGGAAACAGUUACGUCGGCGUUUUAAUACGCACCACUCCACCAAUCGGAGCCUCCACAACUCGCUGUCGCUUCCACAACUCGCUGGAGGUUUGGACUCCGAUCACUUGUGGGCGAUCUCUCUCUGAAUUCAUCCCCCAUUUCUCAUAAUGGAACAAACUUAGGGUUUCCAAAACCCAGCAAGAGAGAGAAAGAGAGAUGUCUCGCCACGCGGGCUCGACGGCUUUCCACAAAUCGAAAACUCUCGAUAACAAAUACAUGCUUGGAGAUGAGAUUGGCAAAGGAGCAUAUGGCCGAGUUUACAAGGGUUUGGAUUUGGAGAAUGGAGAUUUUGUUGCGAUUAAACAAGUUUCUUUGGAAAAUAUUGCUCAGGAAGAUCUCAACAUUAUCAUGCAAGAGAUUGAUUUGCUCAAGAAUUUGAACCACAAAAAUAUUGUGAAAUAUCUUGGGUCCUUGAAGACGAAGACUCAUCUUCACAUAAUUCUUGAGUAUGUGGAGAAUGGCUCACUUGCAAACAUCAUUAAGCCAAAUAAAUUUGGUCCAUUUCCAGAAUCAUUGGUGGCUGUUUACAUCGCUCAGGUAUUGGAAGGCUUGGUUUACCUACAUGAGCAGGGUGUAAUUCAUCGGGAUAUUAAGGGUGCAAAUAUAUUGACAACCAAAGAGGGACUCGUGAAACUUGCAGAUUUUGGUGUUGCAACAAAACUAACUGAGGCGGAUGUCAAUACACAUUCGGUUGUUGGAACACCAUAUUGGAUGGCCCCUGAGGUGAUCGAAAUGUCAGGGGUUUGUGCUGCAUCUGACAUAUGGAGUGUUGGCUGCACUGUGAUUGAGCUUCUUACAUGUGUACCUCCGUACUAUGAUCUCCAGCCUAUGCCAGCUCUCUUUCGGAUUGUGCAGGAUGAGCAUCCUCCAAUACCAGAUGGCCUUUCUCCUGCCAUUACUGAUUUUCUGCGUCAAUGCUUUAAGAAGGAUGCUAGGCAGAGGCCUGAUGCAAAGACUUUGCUUUCGCACCCUUGGAUGCAGAACUCAAGGCGUGCUCUGCAAUCCUCUCUCCGUCAUAGUGGAACAUUGAGAAACAUGGAGAAAGAUGGUUCUGUGGAUACAGAUACUUCUAAUGGAGAUGAUCAAAGCACCAGUGAGGGCCCUUCUGUUGAGAAAGUAAAAGGCUCUAGUAAAGAGUUGUUACCCAAGGCUGCUGAUAUUAGCAAGUCUGAUGUGGAUAAUGAUUCAAGUUGUAAUCCCGUUGAGGGUAGAUCAGAUAAUUCUGAUGGUGUUUUGUCUGAUCAAGUUCCCACCUUGGCUAUCCACGAAAAGUCACCACUACAAGUUAGUUCUGUUACACCGUCUGCUAAUGGUGAAGUGGUUCCCUCUCUUCCGGCGGAGCUGCAUGAGUCACUACACAUGCGUGGCAAGGAUGAAGUGUUGACUAAUGGUGUGUUGGCUCCUCAUGAGUCAAGAAAGGGAAACACCGUAGCUAGAAAACAUGAAGGGAAGGGAAGUUCUGCCCAUGUUGAGCAUAGUUCAUUUGAUUUUGGAAAUUCUCAAAAGGCUGCCAAGGCAUCAGUAGCUCUUGGAGAAAAUGAGCUGAGUAGAUUUAGUGAUACUCCUGGAGAUGCUUCAUUGGAUGACUUAUUUCACUCACUUGAGAAAAACCUGGACAAUCAAAAAGCAGAAGCCUCAACAUCUGCAUCCUCAUCACAUGUGAAUCAAAGCAAUGCUUUUGUAGUGGACCCUGGAAACAAUGACCUGGCAACAAAGUUAAGGGCUACAAUUGCUAUAAAACAAAUGGAGAACGAAACAGGGCAGACAAAUGGCGGCAACCUAUUAAGUUUAAUGAUGGGCGUUUUAAAGGAGGAUGUAAUCGACAUUGACGGUUUGGAUUUCGAUGAUAAAUUGCCUGCAGAAAAUAUUUUUCCUCUACAGGCUGUUGAGUUUAGUAAAUUAGCUGCGUUAUUGAGACCGGAUGAACCAGAAGAUGUGAUCAUAUCUACCUGUCAGAAAUUAGUAAAUUUCUUUCACCAGCGUCCUGAGCAGAAAAUUGUUUUUGUCACUCAGCAUGGUUUGCUCCCUCUAAUGGAACUACUUGAGGUUCCUCGAACUCGUGUAAUAUGUUCGGUGCUGCAAGUUCUGAACCAGAUCAUUAAAGAUAAUAGCAAUUUUCAGGAAAACGCUUGCCUUGUUGGCUUCAUUCCCGUUGUGAUGAGCUUGGCUGUUCCGGAUCGUCCCCGGGAAGUCCGUAUGGAAGCAGCUUAUUUCUUGCAGCAGCUUUGUCAGUCCAGUUCCUUGACAUUGCAAAUGUUUAUUGCUUGCCGUGGAAUACCGAUUUUGGUGGGAUUUCUGGAGGCUGAUUAUGCAAAAUUUAGGGAAAUGGUUCAUUUAGCUAUUGAUGGCAUGUGGCAGAUCUUUAAGCUUCAAAGCUCAACUCCCAGAAAUGAUUUUUGUCGUAUAGCUGCAAAGAAUGGAAUAUUAUUUAGGCUUAGCAAUACUCUUCAUAGCUUGAAUGAGGCAACUCGACUAGCUUCCAUAUCAGUUGGUGGUGGAUUCCCGGCAGAUGUUUUGGCUCCACGACCACGUUCUGGUCCACUGGAUCCUAGCUGUCCUGCUUUUGUUCAGAGUGAGGCACCACUUAAUGCAACUGAUCAGGCUGAUCACAUUAAGCUUAAGCAUGGAGAUCGCCCCUUGUCAACUGGAAUACAAGAACCUUCGCGUGCUUCGGCCGCACACUCUCCAGAUUCCAGGUACUUCUCCAUGGAUACUGACAGACCUCAGUCAAGCAAUGCCACAAUGGAAGCUUCAGUUGCUUCAAAGCUGCCAGAUCCAACAUCUUUGGAUAAAGUUGCAAAUGUAGCAAUGAAGGAAUCUUCAGCAACUACUUUUAAAGAGAGAGAAAAUUUGGACCGAUGGAAGAAUGAUCCUUCUCGAGCAGAAGUUGACUUUAGACAGCAGCGAGUCACUAGUUCCACCAGUAGAACAUCCACAGACAGGCCUACAAAAUUGAUGGAAGGUGCAUCAAAUGGAUUUUCUACCACAACAGCUAGUCAACAAGAGAAUGUUCGACCUCUUCUUAGCUUGUUGGAUAAGGAACCCCCUUCCCGACAUUUCUCUGGUCAGCUUGAGUAUGUACGUCAACUCUCUGGGUUGGAAAGACAUGAAAGCAUACUGCCUCUUUUACAUGCAUCCAAUGAAAAGAAAACAAAUGGACUAGAUUUUUUGAUGGCUGAAUUUGCGGAGGUCUCUGAACGUGGAAGAGAAAAUGCCAACGUCGACUCUAUGUCUAGAAUUUCACAAAAGACGGUAAAUAAGAAAGUAACUCCAACAUCUAAUGAGGGAGCUUCUUCUACUUCUGGAAUGGCAUCUCAGACUGCAUCUGGUGUACUUUCUGGUUCUGGAGUUCUAAAUGCUAGACCUGGGAGUGCAACAUCAUCUGGUUUACUUUCCCAUACGGUAUCAACUUUGAAUGCUGAUGUUGCCAGGGAAUAUCUAGAAAAGGUGGCAGACCUUCUACUUGAGUUUGCUAGAGCAGACACAACAGUGAAAUCCUAUAUGUGUAGCCAAAGCUUGCUUAGUCGUCUUUUUCAGAUGUUUAAUAGGGUAGAGCCCCCCAUUCUUUUGAAGCUGUUGAAGUGUAUUAAUCAUCUGUCAACCGACCCACACUGCUUAGAGAAUCUUCAGCGGGCAGAUGCUAUUAAAUAUUUGAUCCCAAACCUUGACCUCAAAGAAGAGCCUCUUACAUCUCAAAUACAUUACGAGGUCCUUAAUGCACUGUUCAACCUCUGCAAGAUUAAUAAAAGGAGACAGGAACAAGCAGCAGAGAACGGAAUCAUUCCACAUUUAUUGCAUUUCAUCAUGUCAUGUUCUCCCUUGAAACAAUAUGCACUGCCUCUACUAUGUGAUAUGGCUCAUGCAUCACGUUAUUCUAGGGAGCAGUUAAGGGCUCACGGUGGGUUGGAUGUGUACCUGAGACUACUUGAAGAUGAGUUUUGGUCAGUGACAGCAUUAGAUUCUAUUGCUGUUUGCUUGGCACAUGACAAUGACAACAGAAAAGUAGAACAAGCUUUACUGAAAAAGGAUGCAGUUCAGAAAUUGGUGAAUUUCUUUCAGUGCUGUCCGGAACAGCAUUUUGUGCAUAUAUUGGAGCCCUUCUUGAAAAUUAUUACGAAAUCAUCUCGAAUUAAUACAACUUUGGCUGUUAAUGGCUUGACACCAUUGCUUAUUUCAAGGCUUGACCACCAGGACGCUAUAGCUCGUCUCAAUCUGCUCAAACUAAUAAAGGCUGUGUAUGAGCACCACCCACGCCCGAAGCAAUUGAUUGUGGAGAAUGAUCUGCCUCAGAAACUUCAGAAUUUGAUUGAGGAGCGCAGAGAUGGGCAGCGCUCUGGUGGACAAGUUUUGGUGAAACAGAUGGCUACUUCACUGCUUAAAGCCCUUCAUAUCAACACUGUUCUGUAAAUUCCGGUGCCUAUAUUACUUAUCCAAAAAAAAAAUUCCGGUGCCUAUAUAUUUUCUCUUGAAUCUGUAAAUUUUUGUGUUAGAAGAAAAUUGUAAUUAGGUCUUCCCCCCCCUUUUUUUUUUACUUUUUUUGUUUUCUUUUUUGGUGUAAUGGUUUUUCUUCUCUUUCCCCCUUUUUAUGCUUCUUUUACUUUCCUUUCCGUUCAUCUCUCUCCUUGCCGGUAUGAAAGAAAAGUUUUUUGAAAAUGUGUGUGUGUUUUUAAAGAAAAAAAAAAAAAAAAAAAAAAAAAAUUGCUGUGGAUAUCUUCAUGGCCGAAAAGUCAGCUGUUUAUUUUUGGCUGCACUGAGCUGCUAAGAUUGCGUCCGUGUUUUCUUUUAUUCAGCUUCCAACUGUCUUCAACUUGGUUGGUUGCAUAUGAUGUAAGUCUUGAUACAAUUAUAUAAAUGUAUACUUGUGUUAUGGAAA